AUGACAGCAUUAACUACAGAAGAACAAUAUAAAUUGAUAACUAAGGAUUUACAAGAAGUUCUUAAUGGACAAAUUAUUAAAAACGUUUUAGAAAAUGAAAAUAGGCCUUUGAAAAUUUAUUGGGGUACUGCUCCAACUGGUAAACCACAUUGUGGUUAUUUUGUACCAAUGAUUAAAUUAGCACACUUUUUGAAAGCUGGUUGUGAAGUUAAAGUUUUAUUAGCUGAUUUACAUGCUUUUUUGGAUAAUAUGAAAGCUCCUUUAGAAGUUGUUCAAUAUAGAGCUAAAUAUUAUGAAUUUGUUGUUAAAUCAAUUUUAAAAUCAAUAAAUGUUCCAAUUGAAAAAUUAAAAUUUGUUGUUGGUUCUUCUUAUCAACAAAAUGGAGAUUAUAUAAUGGAUUUAUUUAAAUUAUCAAACGUUGUUUCUCAAAAUGAUGCAAAAAGAGCUGGUGCUGAUGUUGUUAAACAAGUUGCAAAUCCUUUAUUAUCUGGUUUAAUUUACCCUUUAAUGCAAGCUAUAGAUGAAGAACAUUUAGAUGUUGAUGCUCAAUUUGGUGGUGUUGAUCAAAGAAAAAUUUUUGUUUUAGCUGAAGAAAAUUUACCAUCAAUUGGUUAUAAAAAAAGAGCUCAUUUAAUGAAUAGAAUGGUACCUGGCUUAGGUCAAGGUGGUAAAAUGAGUGCAAGUGAUCCAAACUCAAAAAUUGAUGUUUUAGAAGAUCCAAAAGUUGUUAAAAAAAAGAUUAAUUCUGCAUUUUGUGCUCCUGGUAAUAUAACUGAUAAUGGUUUAAUUUCAUUUAUUGAAAAUGUUAUACAACCAAUUCAGGAAUUGAAAACAGGAAUCGAAAAUUCAUUUGAACUAAAUAUUAAUAGACCUGAAAAAUUUGGUGGUCCAAUUUUAUAUAAAUCAAUUGAAGAUUUGAAAAAUGAUUUUAAGGAUGAAAAAUUAUCACCACCAGAUUUAAAAAUUGGUGUUGCUGAUAAAAUUAAUGAAUUAUUAGAACCAAUUAGAAAAGAAUAUGAAUCAUCAAAAGAAUUCCAAGUCGCUCAAGAACAAGGUUAUCCACCUGAAAAACCAAAAGAAAAGAAGGUUAAAAAGGUUAAAAAAAUAGGUACAAAAUAUGCUGGUAAUAAAGAUGCAUCACCACAACCAGAAAUAAUAGCAGAUGCUAAAAAAGAAGCAGAAAUAUCUGAAAAAGCUGAAACUGUUGAUGAAACAACUAAUAAAUUAAAUGAUGUUAAAAUAGAAUAA
Molecule: messenger RNA, 1248 nt
Organism: Insectozyma verbasci
Lineage: Eukaryota; Fungi; Ascomycota; Pichiomycetes; Serinales; Debaryomycetaceae
Source: the annotation of a GenBank genome assembly